UAAUUUUCAAAUGAAAAACUGACAAUUGUUCAUCAUUGGAUUAUACCAUGAAAGUAAUGUUCAAUGAUACUUGCAUCGUAUAUCGACAAUGAUAAUUUUCUUAAGCUCGUGAUCAUUUUUUUUUGUUAUUAUUGUUUUCGAUGAUGAUUGACAAGAUACUUUUGGUGAAUUUUAUUUGUUUUAUAUAACAUAUAUAUAAAAAAGAUCAAAGAAUCGAACAAUGGCAACCGAACAAGUAUUGACGGUUAUCGAAAAUUCGGCUAAAACAAAUGUAUUGGAUCAACAAAAUGGGAACAAUAACAAUAGUGGUUAUGUGAUGAUACGAAAAUAUUUAAUUAAUUCGGCUGUGAAUUUUUUGCAAAAUUCUCGUCUCAAAUUAUCUACAAAUGAUGCAAAACGUACAUUUUUACUUGACAAAGGUCUAACGGCUGAUGAAAUUGAUUUGGCAUUUGAAUUGGCCAUACGAAAACCAAUGAACGAUGAAACGAUUCUAAAAGAAUUGGACAUAAUUUCCAAUAGUAACAUGUCAUUGAUUGGUCGAUCAUUUUCUAUGUUUUAUCAAUUUUUACUUUGGACCGGAUUCAUAUAUGGAUCUUAUACGAUUUAUUGGGAAAAAAUACAUCCAUAUCUGUUUGAAACAGCAAAAAAUGAUCGUCCUGAAGAGAAAAUUUAUGAAAAAAUAGAAGAACUCAAAACACAAAUCACCGAAAUGAACACAAAUCUAUCAAUAGUGCAUGAAUUCAUUACAACAUAUUGUCGGCUAAGAGAUGAUUCGACAAUGAAAAUGAAAACUGAACUAUCUUCAAUCAAAGCUUUACUUGUUAAUCGUCAUCAAUUUCCAUCUGUACCCACAAUACCUAAAUGGCAACUUACGAAUGGCAAUAGCAAUGGUGAAUAAUCGAUAAAAAAUAAACACCAGUGAUAAAUUCAAGUUAACUAUUGUUUUUUUUAAUUUUUAUUCAUAUACAAAGUAAUAUAUUCUAUUUACAUCUUAUUUUUUACAUUAUCAUGAAUAAAAUCUGGGUAUAAAAAAAAA
Molecule: messenger RNA, 1036 nt
Organism: Dermatophagoides farinae (American house dust mite)
Lineage: Eukaryota; Metazoa; Arthropoda; Arachnida; Sarcoptiformes; Pyroglyphidae
Gene: Pex14
Product: peroxisomal biogenesis factor 14
Biological process (GO): protein import into peroxisome matrix, docking
Cellular component (GO): peroxisomal membrane; peroxisomal importomer complex
Molecular function (GO): signaling receptor binding
Source: RefSeq, a predicted model, not a curated record